AUGUCUAAGGAAGAUUUAAACUGUGGUAAUGGGGAUUUCUUGCCGUUACAAGUCGGUAACUCCAAUAAACGAGAUCAUAGUGAGAGAUCUCAUGACGGAACAACUUCUAGUAAAGUAAGUAUUCAUUCACAGACAAUGCAAUGGGGUCAACUCCAUAGAAAAAGAGGGUCUGAUCCUUCUAUAGAUUUAUCGAUGCCUCGAUACAUGAAGUCUACACCUGCAGACCCUCAAGUAUCAGAUAUUACAUCAGUGUCAAUGAUUGCUAAUGAUCCUGCUAAUGAUUCUAUAAAUGAUUUGAAGGCUGUGGCAAUAUCUACAAAUACUGUUACUCCCAUUGGUUCGCCGUUAAAAAAUAGGGAUAUUAGGUCCUUAAGUGAAACUAAUUCAUCAUUUUUUGAUAAUAUUAUGUCCUCGUUUAACUUCAAUAAAUUGACAAAGGAUUCAGAAAUUGAUGAAAAUUCAGAUGUGUCUUCUACAGGGUUUAUAUAUGCUUCACCUACAGAUAAUAGAGAUUUUCAUACAUUAUUUAAACUGAUACCAGUCCAAGAGAAGCUUAUACGGGUUUUGGAUUGUAAUUUAAAUAGAAAUUAUCCCUAUAAGGGUAAACUUUAUGCUACUGAAGAUCAUUUAUGUUUUAAUUCGACAGUAUUGGAUUGGUUGGCUCAAAUACAGAUACCUGUAAGAGAGAUAAGGUCAUUAACUAAAAAUUCCCAGGAUUCAAUGCAUAAUGAUGAAAUAUGUGUAGAGACGUCCCUUGGCAUGACACGGUUUAAUGGUUUCCAGAACUUAGAAGCCGCUUUCCAAAUUUUGAUGAAGAUUAUGAAUAAUAAUAAAAAAAAAGAGGUUAAACCAUUGUUUGAAAAGGGGGUUAAUAAGAGGGGAACUGAUCUAUUGAACUAUUCAAUUGGAUUAAAUCCGCCUGUAACCCAGAAAUCUUCAAUUGUAGCUGGUGCAGAGACUAAUCCAAUUGGAAAAUCUAGUAUCAAUCUUUUAACAAGUCUUGAAGCCACAAAUAAUAUCAGGAAUGACGAUGAAGAUAUUGAGGAUAUAAUAAGAUCUAUUGAUGAAACUUCAUCUACCUCUAGCGCAAUGUCUGUAGAAGGUGAUGACGAUGAUGAAAGUGUUCUAGCAGACAUUAAAGUCCCUAUAUAUAAGUUAAACGAUAAAGCUUCUAAUUUCUCGGUAAUGGAUUAUACGGGACCAUUUUACAACAAUUCAAAGCAUACAACUAAGAUCCCAACAAGGUCGGUAGAUGAAUAUUCCUUGGCUGAUAUCGAACUCUCAUGCCCACCUGGGAUGCUCUUUGAUUUCUUGUUUAAUGAAACUAAACCAACAUUUUUACAAGAGUUCUUGACGAAACAAGAUUCAUCCAAUUUUACUGAUAUUGGUAAAUUUGAAAUAAAUGAUUCCGGUUUGAAAACUAGAGAAUAUUCCUAUCAGAAACAACUACAUUUUCCUGUUGGACCAAGCACUACGAAAUGCAAUGUUGAGGAACAAAUAGUGCAUUAUGAUGUUAAUGAUUACAUUGAAUUGAUUAAUACAACAAGAACACCAAACGUACCUAGCGGAACAAAUUUUUCAACGAAGACAAGGUAUAUCAUUCAAUGGCAUGAAUCGACAAGGUGUAAACUUCGGUUAUCGUUUUGGGUAGAAUGGACAGGUUCGUCAUGGAUUAAAAAUAUGGUAGAAUCUAGUUGUAAAAGUGGGUUAAUCUCCUCAACGAUAGAUUUUAUUAACCUAAUUGAAAAUUUUGUUGAAAAACAUACAAUUGUUGAUUAUAUGAUGGUUGAUAAGACUAUUUCAACAUCAAAAUCAAAAGAAAAUUCUCCUUGGAUAUCCAAUACUAGCACUACAAACCUUGAGGAGAGCGUAGCGACUUCGCAAAAUAAUGAACCAACUAGAGUUCCAAAGUCAAUAUUUACCAACCCUUCUGCAGUCAUGGUACUCUUUUCAAUAAACAUUAUGUUGUUUUUAAUGUUGCUGUAUGCCUUAUGGAGUAUAAACAGUAAAAUGAACAAAUUAAUUGAAUUUCAACUGUAUAGUACCGAUGGAAUCAAUACUACCCCAGAUACAUUAUUUGAGACACCUGUUAGGAACGAUAUUUUAAAAUCCCACAAUCAACAGCAUAUCUCUUUACAAUCAUUAAGAUCUUUACUAGGUAUUACUCCGAAUUCUCAAAGGAUUAAAGAUUCAUCUGAGUUAUCAGGAAAAAUCCUCGACAAGCUAAUGAAAUUACUUGCAUCGCAUGAAGUGGAUGAAUAA
This is a messenger RNA of Maudiozyma saulgeensis, 2262 nucleotides long. Lineage: Eukaryota; Fungi; Ascomycota; Saccharomycetes; Saccharomycetales; Saccharomycetaceae. The record is from the annotation of a GenBank genome assembly.